This is a messenger RNA of Apodemus sylvaticus (European woodmouse), 588 nucleotides long. It is a transcript of the gene Figla, whose product is annotated as folliculogenesis specific bHLH transcription factor. NCBI's taxonomy places the organism in Eukaryota, Metazoa, Chordata, Mammalia, Rodentia, Muridae. The transcript has 3 exons. The coding region runs from base 1 to 588 and encodes 195 amino acids. Gene Ontology annotation, biological process: regulation of transcription by RNA polymerase II; developmental process. Gene Ontology annotation, molecular function: protein dimerization activity; DNA-binding transcription factor activity, RNA polymerase II-specific; RNA polymerase II transcription regulatory region sequence-specific DNA binding. The record is from RefSeq and is a predicted model, not a curated record.
AUGGACACCGUGUCACCUGCAUCCCCAGAGCCCUUCCUGGCCACCCCGCAGGCUGAGGUGCUGGAGGAGCUGCUUCAGGCCCAGCUGGGACCCCUGCCCCGGCUUGCCGCCAUCUGCAGGCUCAAGCGGCUGCCCUCAGGAGGCUACUCCACCACAGACGACCUGCACCUGGUGUUGGAGCGCAGGCGCGUGGCCAACGCCAAAGAGCGCGAGCGGAUAAAAAAUCUCAACCGCGGCUUUGCCAAGCUGAAGGCUCUGGUGCCGUUUCUACCACAGAGCAGGAAGCCCAGUAAAGUUGAUAUCCUUAAGGGAGCCACGGAAUACAUACAGAUGCUCGGCUGUGUUCUGGAAGGAGCAAAGGUCUCAGAGAAACAAGGCCCUGAGGAGCAAACCCACAGUGCCAGAUCCUCUGACCCUCAUGUGUCCUCGACUAGAGAGCUCUUGGGAAAUGGUACCCAACCUACCAGCUGUGCGAGUGGCCUGAAGAAAGAAGAGGAGGGGCCUUGGGCGUAUGGUGGCCAUAGUGAGCCAUUGUACAGCUACCACCAGAGCACAGUCCCCGAGACUAGGAGUUACUUCAUUCAUUAG